This is a messenger RNA of Zingiber officinale, 2450 nucleotides long. Its product is annotated as beta-1,2-xylosyltransferase XYXT1-like. The record is from RefSeq and is a predicted model, not a curated record. The transcript is spliced from 5 exons. The coding region runs from base 132 to 1646 and encodes 504 amino acids. Gene Ontology annotation, molecular function: glycosyltransferase activity. Lineage: Eukaryota; Viridiplantae; Streptophyta; Magnoliopsida; Zingiberales; Zingiberaceae.
AUCAUCGAUCCUCGCCCACCGACACUGCAGAAUUUGUUCUUCCUCCUCUCCUUUCAACAUGUCAAGUCCAGACUCCUUAUAUAUUUGAAAGUGUUUCCAUUCUUCAGCGUCUGAGAUAAAGCUCCUGCAGGAUGAAGGAGAUGAAGAGGCUCAGGUUCCGGCCUCUGGCGGAGCCCCGGAGUUUUGGGUCAGGGCUAAUUAUUGGAUGCAUUUUGGCGUCGAUGAUUUAUGCCAUAAUGUACAGAAGUGAAGAAGGAAUCGACCAUCGGUCUAUCUUGACUUGCAAGCUUCCACCGUCUUCGUCGUCGGACGACGCGGCUACUGCGAAUUCUUCUGUCGAAGAAGGCGGGAGCAUUCUAUCGACAAGUAGUGACCCGGCAAAUGAAGAAGACAAGAUCGCAAUCAAUUCUUCCUUGGUAGAAGAGAAGGUUUUAAUAACUGGGAGAAAUGAGUCAGUUGACGAGGAGGAGGAAGGAACCAAAGUGAAAAAUGAUAAACAAGCGUCGGCGAAACCAUCAGCUGUCGAUCACAAUCAACCAGAAGCUUUGCCUGCGAAGAAACCGAUUUGCGAUUUCUCCCAGUACAGAUUAGACAUCUGCGAUUUAGAGGGCGAUAUCAGAGUCACCGGGAAGAAUCUCUCUUCGGUAAUGCUCGUUGCAUCCAGAGACGCCCCUGCAUCGUCAUGGGAGAUCAAACCGUAUCCCCGCAAGUACGACCAUUCCGCCAAGGCCAAAGUCCGAUCUUUCAACGUCACGACACUGCACGCCUCCGCCGCCCCAAACUGUGACGUCCGCCACUCCGUCCCAGGCGUGCUCUUUUCCACCGGCGGCCACUGCGGAAACUGCUUCCACGACUUCGCCGACGUGCUCGUUCCUCUCUUUCAGACCGCAGGCCCGCUUCGCCGACAAGUCCGGUUCGCCAUUUCCAGUUUGAAAGGCUGGUGGAUGAUGAAGUACCGACCGUAUCUGACCCAGCUGUCCGCCUUCGACGUCAUCGACCUCGACGGCGACGACCGCGUUCAUUGCUUCGACCGCCUGACGGUCGGUCUGCGCGCGAAGCGCGACUUGAUGAUCGACGCCGAAGAGGCCCCCGAUGGCCACUCCAUCGCCGGCUUCGUCGAGCUCACCCGCAGCGUCUACGGUCUCGGUCGCGCCGGAGUCGGGCCGAAGAAAAACCCCACGAAGCCGCGCCUUCUGUUCAUCGCGCGCGGCGGCACGAGGAAGUUCGCGAACCUGGACGCGCUGACGGCGGAACGGUUCGCGCGUCGGUGGUGCGACGUGUUGGUUGGCGUGCACGGCGCGGGCCUGACCAAUUUCCUCUUCCUACCCACCGGAGCGGUCGUCGUCCAGGUAGUGCCACUUGGCAAGCUGGACUGGAUCGCCACGAAUUUCUACGCGGAGCCAGCGAUGGGUAUGAAUCUCGAGUACAUCCAGUACGACAUCACCAUCGCCGAGAGCACGCUUCUCGACGCGUAUCCGAGGGACGACAAGGUCUUCACGGAUCCGGAGUCGAUCCACAAGGAAGGUUGGCAUAGGAUCCUGGAAGUCUACCUCCGCCAACAAAGCGUCCGGCUCGACGUCGACCGGUUCAGACCGGUUCUGGAGAAAGCAUACGGGCUCGUCCGGGAUAGGGAUGGCAAUGGGUAGGAUUUGGGUAGGAUUUUAUAUCCUCUGUACCCAUAUCCAUUUAUUAUAUCUAUACCCAUACCCAUCCCCAUACCCAUCGGGUAUUUAACUUUCAUACCCAUCCCCAUACCCGUCGGAUUUUCGGGUAUCCAUAUCCUACCCAUCAUCCUAUUACUCUCUACCAUUCUCAUUUUUUUAAAAAAAUUAUCUCAAUGUAUUUGUCAGCUCUUCCUCGUCUCGCGCUCCUUCAAUCGGGUGAACAUUUUUCGUAGAAAAGAAGAUAAGAUACGUGUUGAUGAUCGAAAAAAGAGACAAAGUAAGCCUUUUUCUAAGAUGGAAAGAGGGCUAAAGUUUUUAUUUCUCAAUAAAAAAUGAGGCUAUAUAUAUAUAUAUCGGGUAUCGGGUAGGGUAUGGGUAGGAUUUUACCACAUCCGCCUCCAUAUCCAUACCCGAAAUACCCAUACCCGAAUACCCAUUUACUAUAAUCGGAUAUAAAAAUACCCUCCAUAUCCUCCUCCAUUCGGGUCGGAUGUCGGAUUAUCCAUCGGAUUCGGGUGAAAUUACCAUCCCUAGUCCGGGAGAAGGAAUAAAUGCUCAAAUAAAAGUUUUAUUCUUUAUAUAACGGAGGGACAAACAAAAAGAAAGUGGCUUCCACAUACGUUCUGAUGCAGCAUAGCUAUACCCCAUUGGUUUCGAGAAAGAGAAACUGAAAGGAGAAGACAAAUAUUGAUUUGUUAGAGCGGUUUGUCAUGUAGCAGUAGGCAUUCAUUAUCAUAAACGGUAGAAAUUAAAGUUAAGGUGCAACGUUACACGUUUCUGAAACUA